This is a messenger RNA of Austrofundulus limnaeus, 752 nucleotides long. RefSeq lists its product as uncharacterized. The record is from RefSeq and is a predicted model, not a curated record. Lineage: Eukaryota; Metazoa; Chordata; Actinopteri; Cyprinodontiformes; Rivulidae. Gene Ontology annotation, molecular function: protein dimerization activity.
UCCAACAGUUCCAGCAGGACAUUCAAAAGAUCAGAAAUUCUCUCCACUCCAUGGUUGGACAAAGCAGUGUAGGUAGUAGUCAGCCAGUGAAGAAGCGUCGGACACUCAGUGUAGAAGACCAUGAAAAGAUUGCUGCAGAGGUCUGUGAUAUCAUACUGGGACACACCAGGGAGCGCUUUUCUUUCACAAACCACCUUGUUAGUGCCACACUCCUGCAGGGGGACAGAUUUGAACAAUACAACACAGCAUUUCCUGAAGAUGCACUGAGCAACACCUUAAAAGCCUYUCCAGUGGUCAAUCGAGGUAAGCUGAAGACAGAGCUUACUCUCAUCUACAGCAAGGAAGAGUUCAAAGCCUGUUGUGGUGCUGUGGGCCUACUCCAGCUGUUUAUGGAAAACAAUCUAGAAGAAGUCUUUUCAGAAACUGUCACGCUCUUGAAGAUCCUCAUCACCACACCCAUGACCACAGCAGAAGCUGAAAGGUGCUUUUCAACUCUGAAAAGAAUCAAGACUUUUCUGAGAAACUCAAUGACUCAGGACAGGCUGAAUGCAUUGGCCAUGUUGUCAAUGGAGAAAAGACUAGUCACAGAGAUGACUGACUUUAACAAGAAUGUAAUUGAGAAAUUUGCAGGGCAGAAGGAAAGGAGGGCAAAAUUCAUGUUCAAAUAGUGCUAUUUAAGAUUUGUUUUGUUUGUUUUUCAUUUGUUUGUUUGUGUGCGCCCCCCUCAGUUUUUUUAGCACCAGCCGCCACUG